GGCUGGAGUCUGCGCAGUAGAGACGGAUCACAGUGACCAAGAGCUGCUGUUUCAUAGUCGACGAAGAGAAAUGCUCAGUUUUCCUUUCACGUUUAAGUUUUCCUGCAGCACUUCCUUGUAGAAAACCAUGGCUGGUUCUGUGGCUUCAGACGACCAGAAAUUCUGCUUAACGGAGGUGCUCGACACUUUUAAGUUGUGUCUGUCCGAAAAUAAAGAAGUCUAUCUUGAACACUACGUCGCUGGCUGGCGUGGACUUGUAAAGUUUCUGAACAGUCUGGGAAGUGUGUUUGGCUUCAUUUCAAAAGAUGCUGUCAACAAGAUCCAGGUCCUGGUGAACUACCUGAACGGGGAGAACGGCUCUCAGUACGUCACAGUGCAGUCGAUGGUAAAGUACGAGCUGGACAAUGAACUUGUGGACCUGACCAAGAGAGGCAGCCAUCCAGAGUCCGGCUGUCGCACUCUGCUCAGACUCCACCGUGCACUCAGGUGGCUGGAGCUCUUCCUGGAACGCCUUCGCACCAGCACAGAGGACAGCAAGACGUCUGUCAUGUGUGCAGAGUCAUACAAUGAGUCCCUUGCCCUGUACCACCCAUGGGUGGUCCGUAAGGCUGCGGGCAUGGCGUUCUGUGUGCUCCCUGGGCGCCCCGCUUUCUUCGAAGUGAUGAAUGUUGGCCCACCAGAGCAGGUCGUGGCCAUGCUCGGGGAGGCACUACCUCUCAUCUCUGAGGUUUACCAGAUCACAGAGGAACUUUAUGCUCAGCAUCUCCUGCUGGACUUACCGUAGACAGGAAGAAGAGCUACAACUGUCACCUCAUGCUUCACCGUGCUGAAGGCUGUUGAGGCAGCUGCUAUUGCAGUUUAGUGAUUCAAGAGUUGUGUUACAAUUAAAUAUAAAUUCACUGACACUUAUCUGAAGCUACUGCAGUUUUUAAUACAGAAUGCAGCAUGUUUGACUAUGUCUUGACAUAACCCGCCUCUGAACAAUCUUUUAAAUAUAGCGUUGUAAAUUUAUUCGAUUUUAAUUUAAAUAGAUGAAUAGAACUAAAGUUGGGUUUUGAAGUAUCUGCUUGCUGCUAAAAGCUGUGGGUUUCAUACUUUAUUAAACAAACAAACAAGAAAAACAAGUUGAUAUUUUUCAUUUGGCAGUACAAUAUUUAAAACUAGGGAAGCAACAAUGCAUUUAUUAAUCAAGAACAAAACGGCAAAUAUUUGCUGCAGUUUCGGCGAAAGCUCUCGCCUUCCAUGAAACUGUCAAGCAAGGUAAUCAGCAUCUGUCUAAUCAUUCUGUGUGUGAACAAAAGAACUCAAAACUAGUGUACUAACAAGAAGACAUAAUGAACAUUUUUAAGAUGUUUGCUUCCCAGAUCUAAGAAUUUGCUGGGUGUCUGGGUUUCACACAAGAAAAAAUGUAAUAUUUGGGAGUUUUUGACAAAGACAAGACAUUUGUUGACAUGACAGACCUUUUUCACAGUGUUUCAUGAAGCUUUAUGGACCAAACAGUGAAUUGAGAAAGUAACAAACUGGUUAUUUGAUAUCUCUUGGACACCAAUCAUUAUUUCUAUGUGUCAGAGAAGUGCUUGUAAUAAUGUAAUGUAGUAAUAAUCCCUUAAUUCAUAUAUUAAUCUACAUAACAUUGGCACAUUGACAUGGUUUUAUAGUAAAAAUGCAGCUGAAAUGUUCAAAUAAUUUACAAGAAAUAAGUGCCAAACUACCAAUAUUAAUUACAGAAGUAGAAAACAAACUCUGACAUUAGUGUAGCUACAGAUCUUUGAAUUUAGGGAAACACCCAAAAUCAUCAACCCACAUACAGGGAAUUAUCUUUUCUUUUGUUAUUCUGUUAAUGAAUAUUUGUUUUUUAGGGAACAAAAAAAUCUUUGUGGUGUACUGUAUGGAUUAUGAUUUACAUAUAUGUAGAAAUGACAAAAUAUGCUAUGUUUACUGCUGAUGUACAGAUUAUAGGGCACAAUGGGUAACACUAUCUGAAAUAAAGGACGUAAAGGUCUACAAGAAUGUGCUGUACUUUAUGUUAUAUAUAAUAUAUAUUACGGGUCAUUCAUAAACAGUGUAACAAUUAAAAGUGGGUUGAUGAUUA
Molecule: messenger RNA, 2092 nt
Organism: Acanthochromis polyacanthus (spiny chromis)
Lineage: Eukaryota; Metazoa; Chordata; Actinopteri; Pomacentridae
Gene: cptp
Product: ceramide-1-phosphate transfer protein
Exons: 3
Coding region: 128-784 (218 amino acids)
Biological process (GO): intermembrane lipid transfer; ceramide transport
Cellular component (GO): cytosol; cytoplasm; membrane
Molecular function (GO): ceramide 1-phosphate binding; ceramide 1-phosphate transfer activity
Source: RefSeq, a predicted model, not a curated record